ACACCCGGAGGGAGGGCCCAAGUUUGCCCAUGCCUGCAAAGCAAGCUCUCCAAAGGCGCUCGCUCUGUGCGUAAAAGCGGGCGGGCAGGGCGCACGGUUGGGCGCCUCUCUCUCCCGAGCCCGCCCUCCGCCCUCCGCCCGCCCGCCCACGGAAGGGGUUUUCCAGGCCCGGGGAGGAGGAGGAGGCCCGGCCCGCCCGCCUCCCCGGCCCUCCUCCUCCCCGCCUUCCCUUCCUUCUUUCCCCGGUCGUGGCCAUGGCUUCUCUGCUCGGCUCGCCCUGGCUGCUUCUCCUCCUCCUCUUCUUCUUCUUCUUCUCCUCGGCUCUCCUGCCCCGAAGCUCAGCCGCCCAAGACCUGCGACGCCCGCCUUCCAGGAUUGGGGUGAUCGGGGCCGGGAUCGGGGGCUCCUCGGCCGCCUAUUUCCUGCGGCAGAAGUUCGGCAAGGAUGUCUCCAUCGACGUCUUCGAGCGGGGCCAAGUGGGCGGCCGCCUGGCCACCAUCGACCUGGAAGGAAAAGGCUACGAGGCCGGAGGAUCCGUCAUCCACCCGCUCAACCUGCACAUGAAGCACUUUGUCCAAGAGCUGGGGCUCUCCGUUCCAAAGGGCCGGGAUGGGCUCAUGGGCAUCUACAACGGAGAGGAGUUUGUCUUUGAGGAGAGCAGUUGGACCCUCUGGAACUACGUGAAGAUGUUCUGGAAUUACGGGCUGAAUGCCCUGCGGAUGACCAUGUGGGUGGAGGAGGUCUUGGACAAGUUUAUAAGCAUCUACCGCUACCAGGCGCACGACUUCGCCUUCAGCAGCAGCGAGGCCUUGCUCCAUGCGCUCGGAGGGGCCGCCUUCAUGCAGAUGCUCAACCAGACCAUCGAGGAAUCCAUGCAGGAGGCCGGCUUCUCCCAGAAGUUCAUCCGCGAGAUAGUCACCCCCGUCAUGAGGGUCAACUACGGGCAGGGAGUCGGCAUCAACGGAUUUGUGGGCGCAGUCUCUUUGGCAGGAGCCGGGAGUGGGCUUUGGUCCGUCGAAGGGGGAAACAAGCUCGUGUGUGUCGGCCUCCUCUAUGCUUCCAAAGCCCAGCCGAUUCCCAGCACCGUGAUCUCUGUGGAGGAAACAACGCGGCCCAGAGGACGCUCAGGAGAAACCAUGAAGCUGUACCAAGUCACCUACAACUCCACCUUCGGAGUAACCUCCGACCUGUACGAUAUUAUUGUGAUGGCCACCCCUUUGCAUCGUAAAAUCGCCAACAUCACCUUCCGCAACUUCAAGCCGCCCAUCCCCGAAUUCUCCAAGCCCUACCAAGAGAUCGUCGCCACUUUUGUCCACGGGAACAUCAACACUUCCUUCUUCGGCUACCCGGACCCUUCCACGUUCCAACUGAGUGCCAUUUUCACGAUGGAAAACCCCAAGUUGUUUGUCAACAGCAUUGGCGUCGUCUCUCCCGUGGAAGACAAGGCCAAAGCAGCAGAAGGCUCCCCGGUCUGGAAAGUGUUUUCGGCCCGGCCUUUGACCAAGGCGCAGCUGGACGUGCUCUUCUCCUCCUACGACUCGGUGGAGUCGAAGCCAUGGCUGGCCUACCCCCACUACAGCCCCCCCGAGCAGUGCCCGCCCCUCGUGAUCCACGACCACGUGUACUACGUCAACAGCAUCGAGUGCCUUGCGAGCGCCAUGGAAAUGAGUGCCAUCUCGGCCAAGAAUGCCGCCCUCCUGGCUCACCACCGCUGGUACGACCGGACGGACAAGAUCGACCAGGAGGAUCUGCACGAGAAACUCAAAACCGAGCUCUGACCGUGAGUGGGCACUUGCUUUGGUGGUAAAGAAAGAAAACGCCCCAAACCACCUGCUUAUUUUGAGCCAAUUUCCCUUCUGUGACACGUUUGUUUUCGUGAUGCGGUAUGUGGUAAAAAGACUACUUCUUUAAA
Anolis carolinensis (green anole) is the source of this 1912-nucleotide messenger RNA. Its product is annotated as prenylcysteine oxidase 1. The transcript is spliced from 6 exons. The record is from RefSeq and is a predicted model, not a curated record. Gene Ontology annotation, molecular function: prenylcysteine oxidase activity. Gene Ontology annotation, biological process: prenylcysteine catabolic process; prenylated protein catabolic process. NCBI's taxonomy places the organism in Eukaryota, Metazoa, Chordata, Lepidosauria, Squamata, Anolidae. The coding region runs from base 255 to 1778 and encodes 507 amino acids.